This is a messenger RNA of Oreochromis niloticus (Nile tilapia), 2112 nucleotides long. RefSeq lists its product as uncharacterized. The coding region runs from base 113 to 1117 and encodes 334 amino acids. The transcript has 6 exons. Gene Ontology annotation, biological process: immune response; positive regulation of T cell proliferation; cell surface receptor signaling pathway. The record is from RefSeq and is a predicted model, not a curated record. Gene Ontology annotation, cellular component: external side of plasma membrane. Lineage: Eukaryota; Metazoa; Chordata; Actinopteri; Cichliformes; Cichlidae.
CGGUGUAAACAGAAAAACUACUUCUUACUUGUACGUCAGCGGAGACGGAGGAGCGCGAUGUGGCCGCAGGGUUAGUUCAGAGAGAUUAAAGGCGAUCAGCUGGAUUUCCUUCAUGAUGAAGAUGAAGAUGUGUGUGCUGUUUGUGAUCCUCGCUUUCGUGUCCCAGCAUGCCUCAGGGGUGGAGGUGUAUGAGGGGGAGAAGUCUGUCCUGCUGCCCUGUAAGAUUGUUGUUCCUAAGAAUCAUUCAGUUGUGUGGAAACGUGAAGAUCUGACUUCUCAGAUCGUUCACGCCAUCGUGGAGGGAAAAGAUGAUCUUAUCAACCAAAACAAGCGUUACGAACAUCGAACAUCAAUGAGAGCCGACGCCCUGCAGACUGGAGACCUCAGCCUCACUCUGAGGAACCCCACGUUCACUGACAGUGGAAACUACACCUGUGCCACCCGCAUCCAUGGAGAGGACAAGGAGAAAACUCAAGCCCAGCUGAAGGUCAAAGAACGUCCUGUCUGGCCCAAAGUCCUCCCAGCUGUCCUGGUUCCUGUGCUUCUCCUCGGUGCUGUCAUUUUUUUCCUCCUGUAUCGUGUGAAAGAAAGAGAGAAGCUCAUGACAGUGGGUCAGCUGACACCACUGGAGGUGAUGGAGGGGGCGCCGUCUGUCCUGCUGCCCUACACACACACAUGCUGUCUGGGUGAGGUUCUCAAAGUGGAGUGGAUCUUUGUGACGAAUGAAAACAAGAUGGUGUGUGUGUUUGAGAACGGUCAUAUCAAACAUGACCAACAGCAUAAAGAUUACAGAGAGCGCGCAGAGAUGGAGUCAUUCCCACCCAAGGAGAAGAAGACAGACCAGCUGAAUCGGUCUGAAGUUGACCUCAGUCUGACCCUGAGGAACCCCGUCUGUGCAGAUGGAGGAGUUUACCUCUGCAUCAUCCACGACAAGGCUGUGAACACCAUGAAACUCAAGCUAGUGCCGCUCCUGGUCAGAGAGCCCCUGAUGACGACCAUUAGAGCUUCACUCGGGAGAGGCAACAGUGCGGCUUCCAAGCCUCUGCCUCCAUUUCGUGUGUCUAAAGAAAAGAAGAACGUUGGAGAAUCUCAUCUACUGAACAGUCAGCCAGUCUGAUGUGAUGAAGCUGGAGAUGAUGAAGAGGAGGCUGUCUGUCAGCUCGUUCUUCUCCAUGGAUGUAAAACAGGAAGCUCAGUGUAAAAGCUGAAGCUGUCUCUCUCAUGUAUGAACUAAAGAUGGAGUGUUGUCCUCUCAGUUUCUUCUUCUGUCUGCCGCAGACUCUGCAUUGAUCACAUGAUCCAUCCGCUGUCUGCAUGUUAGUGGAUCAGCAUCAUGUAUGUUCAUGCAGCCCCUCUGUGAUCUUCACACUGAGCAUCAUCAUCAUCCCACUGUCAGAGAGGACCAAUCAGAGCUCAGCUCCUGGCUGUGUCUGCAGACUGACCUCAGAUCAGCUCAAAGCUGUGUGUAACAUGUCCUCAGAGGUCAGCUAGAUCAGCUCAGUGUGACGCUCUCAGAGGAACCUUUAACUUCACUCACACAUCCACCUGAGCUCACAGGGAGGGUGGAGGUGUUCACCUGUGCCACAGUGUUUUUAAAUAAAGCUUCUUUAGACUGUGUGUGUGUGCGUGUCUCCAAACAGGACUGCAAGGUUUGGGCAACCUGCCUGACUCCAUCAGGUGGUGUUUUCCCAGCAUCCUGGCAUCCAGCAUCCCUCUGGGAAAAGGUCAAAUACAUAUUAUGAAAGAUGCAAGUGGAGGGCGCGCGCGCACACACACACACACACACACACACACACACAGUGACCGCUCUACCUGCAAUAUAUGAUGAGACUUAUUUAAACGAAUGUUAGGCAAUUAUUGCUAUUGCGUGCAAAAUGAAAGCACUACGUUCUGUUUGUUUCAUUUAUUUUUUGGUCUUUUAUUUUGGAAAAUCAUUUGGGAAGUUUUAGUCAAACCCAGCUGAGGAGCUAAGUUGGGUAAACCACAUGCUGAAUUGAGCUUUUUACAUGUAAUUUUGCCAGUGUGUAGAAGUGCACAGCAGCUCAUGUGUAACACUUAGCAGUGUCAUUGUUUUUCAUUUAAACAUAAAAAUAAAAACUUUGUUGCUCAGAC